AUGAAGUCCCAGGUCCUGUUCGAUGCCAUGUCUGCAGCCGUGAAGGCCAAGGGCCCUGAGAUGGUGAAGCUCGGUGGGGCAGUCUUCCAGUUCAUCAUCAGCGAUGGAGGCGAUGCAGGCAAGUUCGUCCUGGACCUGAAGAACGGCAGCGGCUCCGCAAAGGCUGGCGAGGAGGGCAGUGCUGACUGCACCAUCACCAUGGCAGACGCAGACUUCAUGGCCAUGGCAGAAGGCAAGCUGGACGGCAUGCAGGCCUUCAUGGGCGGCAAGCUGAAGAUCAAGGGCAACAUGAUGCUGGCCCAGAAGCUGCAGUCCAUUCUUGAGGCUGCGAA
This is a messenger RNA of Symbiodinium pilosum, 332 nucleotides long. The record is from the annotation of a GenBank genome assembly. NCBI's taxonomy places the organism in Eukaryota, Dinophyceae, Suessiales, Symbiodiniaceae.